This is a messenger RNA of Sodiomyces alkalinus F11, 1054 nucleotides long. RefSeq lists its product as hypothetical. Gene Ontology annotation, molecular function: RNA polymerase II cis-regulatory region sequence-specific DNA binding; DNA-binding transcription factor activity, RNA polymerase II-specific. Gene Ontology annotation, biological process: regulation of transcription by RNA polymerase II; DNA-templated transcription. The transcript has a single exon. The record is from RefSeq and is a predicted model, not a curated record. Bases 88 to 597 code for a protein of 169 amino acids. NCBI's taxonomy places the organism in Eukaryota, Fungi, Ascomycota, Sordariomycetes, Glomerellales, Plectosphaerellaceae.
CAGGCCCCGACCUUCUUUCUAAUUGGGAUGCUUCUGGCUGGAGUCCGGUGACGACCCGCGCUCUUCCUCAGUCGAUACCUGCUAUGCAUGACUUCGAGAUUGGACCAGGUGCGUGCCGUCGCUCUUACUGAGUGCAGGGCAGGGGGGAAAAAAAGAAAGAAAAAAAACCGUGCGGGACUGAUACGAUUGCAAUUAGACCUUUUCCAGAUUUCCGACUUUUCCCAACUCGUCCCAUCCGCCGUUCCAAACCCAUCGCCCUCCAUACCGCUGCCAGCUGCUACUCCCAGCCCAGCGCACAGUUCUCUGACCGUCAAUACACUAAGUUUGGCGGCCGCACCGGCGUCCGAGAUACAGUCUACGUCAACGUCGCGACAACGCGAACGGGACAAAGACGAUCCAGAUGUUGUUUUUAGACGGAAACGCAACACGAUUGCGGCUCGUAAGUACCGGCAGAAAAAAGUCGACCGGAUCGAGGAGCUGGAGAAGGCGCUGGAGGAGACGAUCAAGGAAAGGGACGAACUGAAGUUGCGAUUGGCGAGACAGGAGGCCGAAACGGAGGCGCUGAAGGCUGUGAUGCGGUUGGGCAAAGGGGGUUGAGAAGAAAAGAAACCUGGCAUGUAGGAACUUGUUAGCUUUUUGCAAUUCGUUUCUUUAUAUCUCGUGAAAAUGCGUCUGGGUGACGGCUAACGUUCAGACGAUGUCGGCUAAUAUGUGUCUUCAGGUAACUGAGGGUGUAUUUCUCAGAGGUUUGAUUGUUCACUUGGACUCAGCUCCGGGUUCAUAAUCACUUCUGCCCUUUAUGCAUUGCGUUGUUUAGUGAGGGCUAGGGGCUCGUACCGUUCUUUCUUUGGCGUGAGGACUCCAAACUGACUGGCGCAUGCUUUACAAGAUAGGAGUCGAAGAACUUGCCUCCGAGCAGGAUGGCAUCGCACUCCCUCUCUUUAUGUUUUACAAGAUUGCUUCUGCCAUAUUUAUAACAAUCUCCCACUCUAGGAGUAUUCAUCCAUUCCAUCUUCGUCACGGCAGCGACGGCACAUCUCUGAGGAAGGGACUA